GUCCCGCUCCGCAUACAUCAACCUUUCAACUACCAACCUUCAUCGUACACGUUCUUUCUUUCACUCAUACCCUCUCCCACAACUCUCUCACUCCUCCGCUCAGCCCGUCGCACACCUUUCUCUCGUCGUACGCCCUGCCUCGGAACGGAUUCGACCAUCGUGGUUCGUAUACAUACACGUACAACCCCGUUCGACCACCGGCAGCCACACCGCGUCUCGUUCGACCACCAGGACCAGAGAGGGAAACCAGAGCACGCUGCUAACAACACCGCCCGUGCUGCGCUUGACAAACCUUAAAACACUGGAUCUUGCCAUCAACCUUCCGGUUCCUGGUCCACGCAAGCCACAAACCUCUCUACAUACGCACCUGCGGACCGCUGUCGUCUUGUCUGCCGCACCGUGCUGCUGCUUCUGCUGUCCGCACAUAUCCCACCCCCAAGCCUCGCCCUUUCCCUGGUCCAGGCAAAAAAGUUAUCUUCUUUCCACAUCGAGACGUAUUCUCACUGCGCUGUCCCAAGCCCAAGCCCCUCUCUCAGGUUCAGGCAACUGUCGCCUUUCGACGAACCAGGUGUUGAUCUCUUGUCCAACAAGAACCGAGACGAGAAAGAGGCUCUCGGGGGGAGGUGGUGCCGCAACCUGGAAACGCCAACAAGCGCAGACCGAACCAAGGUCCGAAUCCAGAGCUCCACCCACGCACUGUACUUACCCUACCCAUCAAGUCCCUUCCCAUUUUCUUCCCCCUCUUCCCCCUUCGAAGACACACUCUUGAACCUUAGCUUUGACACAUCUUGGUUUGCCUUUACGCUGUUGAAAGGCCAGCCAUCCGCGCUUCUUUCAAACUCUUCUUUCUCCGUUCUCACUCGUCAACACAUCGCGCCUUGUCGAAGCUCACCACCUACACAACGCGCAACAACAGCAACAACAACAACAAUAACAACGCAACGGCAUCAUCUUCGUCCUCAUUUCAUUCUCAUCGACGCACAAAAAACACCAGCAUCACCGGCAGCGGCCUUGUCGAAAAAAGCCACUCGCAGCUAAAUCGACCACGCUGCACACCUUUCUAAUCCUUUCGGAGCUUCAUACUCUGUUGACCAUCCGCUGCCGUACUCCCAGUCGACUCGACGCAACCGGGUGCCACAAUGGCAAACUCCAACGUGCCUCUAAACCCAACCUUCUUUGGCCAUGUUGCCUCCACUUUGGAUGCUCUGGUUCUGUUUGAAGCAUGCUUAAGCAGUGCCCUGCAUCACGUCCCUCGACGACCUCACGACCGGGAACGUCAGGAUCUUAUCAAAAGCGGAAACGUCUUCAUCUACGAGGAACACUCGUCCGGCAUCAAGCGCUGGACCGACGGUGUUGCAUGGAGCCCCAGCAGAAUCCUGGGCAACUUCCUCAUCUAUCGCGAGCUCGACAGACCUUUCCCUCCUGGCGAGAAGAAGCGCGCCAUGAAGCGCAACAAGAAGCCCACUGGCGUGACCAAGCCCGAGAUCACACGUCAGGGAAGUGUCAACGGGGCGGGCGCCAAUAUGGGCAUGGGGGAUGGUUCGCAGGGCAACAAGGAAGCGGAACGCGCCCUCAUAGGAUCCCUGGUCGACUCAUACCCCUUCAAGGAGAACGGCUUGGUGAAGAAGACAAUCAGUGUUACGUACCAAGGCGUGCCGCAUCAUCUGGUGUCCUACUACAACGUCGAGGAUGUUACAGAAGGAAAGCUUAUGACGCCUUCGAAAGACCAUCAGCUCUCAACAAUCAUUCCCCGCGGGGAGUUGAUCAUGUCCCAGAACUUCCGGGCUCCCAUCGACGAGGUCGAAAUGGACGACUCGCGUGGCCCUCACGGCCUUUUCACUCAUGCAUACCCAGUCAAUGGCCACCAUCACCAGAGCCUGUCGCGGGCCAUGUCAGUGCCCUCAUUGCAUCACAUGGGCGGCGGCAUGGGCGGUCCCCAAUUCGGGCAACCGCCCUACAUGUCAUCGUAUUUGAGCAGUGUCCCGGGAUCUGUCAGUAACGUGGGCUAUGCGCAAAGCCAGCACCCAAGCUACGGUUACGAUAACAUUAGCCGGACCAGUCGGUAUCCUUCUAGUGCCGGGUUGGCUCCCGACAUGUCGCGAACCAUGGCCCUUGAGUCGCAGCAUCAUCCUAGGCGGCACUCAACAGCUUACGAACCUACAUCGGGACCAGAUAUGAGUCUUGCCAGCAGCUUGCCGGCCGUUCCGACGGACGCUUCACGGGGGAUGGGAGGAGGCUACAUGAGUUCGAUGCUGUACUCGCAGCAACGCGUUCAUGACCUGUCGCCGCACGAAGCUUUUCCCUCCCCCUCCCCCCGAAAUGUCCACUCGGAAUCGAGUAUAGGUGGCGACCGAUCGAUACAAUCCUUUGACGGACUGAGCAGUCGUGAGACCUGGAAUUCAUUCGAACCACUAGAGGAUGACCAGGGACAGUAUAUCUCCCAGGGAAAUGCGGCUUGGCCAGGUAGCAGCAGUAACUCACUGGGCAGAACCUGAAUAGGUGCGAGAAUAGGCGCAUGCAAGUUCCAGCCACCGCAGUUGCUCAACGCCGAUGGGCGUUUGUUGUGAGAAGAGGACCCAACUAUGAUGUUAGGUCCAACAGAGGAUCGCCCCUGAACGACAGUGUGGAAAUGUUGCGGGGUUAAAAAUCCUUCAGUUACAGAGCAAGAACAAGAAGAUCAGGCGCUAGUCAAGGCGUGCAGUACCAGAACAGCGCGGCGUCGAGGUUACGGUUUGCGACGAGGUUGUACCGUCCGGAAGAAGAAAAACAGCGAAGAGGUCCCCGAGGUUAGGCGGAUGCGCCCCCACGGCGCACCCAGGAAGUAUCUUGGAGAUGGAGAAAAGUCCAGGUUGCGAGAUAUAUGCUAUAAAAAAAAUUGCUAUGAAAAAGUUUACCUCUCAUCACAGUCUGCAACCCUUCAUGUAUGUUCCAAAUGUGCCACGCGAUCAUGC
Messenger RNA from Colletotrichum destructivum, 2951 nucleotides. RefSeq names its product Putative Gti1/Pac2 family protein. Gene Ontology annotation, molecular function: DNA binding. Bases 1140 to 2495 code for a protein of 451 amino acids. The record is from RefSeq and is a predicted model, not a curated record. The transcript has 2 exons. NCBI's taxonomy places the organism in Eukaryota, Fungi, Ascomycota, Sordariomycetes, Glomerellales, Glomerellaceae.